This is a messenger RNA of Notodromas monacha, 375 nucleotides long. Lineage: Eukaryota; Metazoa; Arthropoda; Ostracoda; Podocopida; Cyprididae. The record is from the annotation of a GenBank genome assembly.
AUGGUGGGCACGAUGCCGCGUGUCGAUACGACACGCCAAACUCCUACGGGCAAAGGAUAUCCUUUACGUGACUUGUUGAGUGUUCAUCCAAAGGUGGCGUCGUGGUUCCCGAACCUUUUCGUUGUAAACGAACGGGCCGCGUAUUAUGGCAAGUGGCAACACGGAUUCUUUGCUGUGGGUGUCGUGGGAGCCACGAAUGUUGGCAGCAUAAAAAUUCCAUUUGAUUUGGCAUUGGAGACGAACCAGCAAAAAUUCAAGCGCAACUCGUGGCUCGACUUGCGGUUCGAGUCGCCGGUGGAGCAGAGCAAAGGCUCCUACUUCGGCGAGUUCAACAUGGGCUCGACACUGGUGCUCAUUUUCGAAGCCCCGCGGGGC